AUGGGUGACCUGAUUCCGGGGCUCCCGGAGGAGGUGGCGCAGGAAUGCCUGGUCCGGGUGGGGUUCCGUCAGCUCCCAGCAGCGCGCCGCACCUCGAGGCAGUGGAAGGCGGAGGUGGAAUCGCCGCUCUACGGACGCCUCCGCCGGGCCAACGGCCAUACCCGACCGAUACUCGCCCUCGCCCAGGCCCUUCCCCCGCUCGCCGCCUCCGGCCCGGCCCACAAGUACGCUGCGUCCGCCGCCCUCUCCAACUCCUACAGGCUCGUGCUCCACGACCCGGUCGACGGAGGCUGGGCCACGCUGCCCCCGCUCCCAGGCGGCCGGGGGCUCCCGCUCUUCUGCCAGCUCGCCGCCGUGUCUUGUAGCGAGAGGAGGAAGCUGGUGGUGCUGGGCGGGUGGGACCCUGAGACGUGGGUGCCGACGGACACGGUGCACGUGUAUGACUUCCUGGACGGCGCGUGGCGAAGCGGCGCGCCGAUGCCUGGGCCGCGUCGGUCGUUCUUCGCGUGCGCGGCGGUCGGAGGAAGGGUGUUCGUCGGAGGCGGCCACGACGAGGAGAAGAACGCGCUGCGGUCGGCGGCGGCAUACGACGCCGAGGCCAAUGCGUGGGCGGCGCUGCCUGACAUGGCACUGCAGCGGGACGAAGCCAGGGGGGUCUGCCUCGGCGCCAGGUUCGUCGUGGUUGGUGGGUACCCGACGGAGGCGCAGGGCCGGUUCACCGGCACCGGCGAGGCAUUCGACACAGACGUCUGGGCGUGGGGUCCAGUGCUGGACAGGGUGGUCGACGAGGGGGCGUGCCCGAGGACGUGCUGCACUGCGCCGUCCGCGGCAGGCGCCAUGUACAUGCUACGUCACGGCCAUCUCGCGGUGCGGGACGGCGACAACGAGUGGCGGUCGGUGGCACCGAUACCGAAGGACGGGCGCGCGGCGAUGGUCGUCGUGGCCAUCGAGGACGGCCAUGUGGCCGCCAUCGGCGCCGGGCACCACGGCGGUGAGCAGGCCGUGUAUGUGCUCAGCAAGGACACUGAAACCAACGGGGCGUCGCCAUCCUAG
This is a messenger RNA of Hordeum vulgare subsp. vulgare (domesticated barley), 1053 nucleotides long. RefSeq names its product F-box/kelch-repeat protein At1g80440-like. The record is from RefSeq and is a predicted model, not a curated record. NCBI's taxonomy places the organism in Eukaryota, Viridiplantae, Streptophyta, Magnoliopsida, Poales, Poaceae. The coding region runs from base 1 to 1053 and encodes 350 amino acids. The transcript is spliced from 2 exons. Gene Ontology annotation, molecular function: protein binding. Gene Ontology annotation, biological process: regulation of phenylpropanoid metabolic process; negative regulation of cytokinin-activated signaling pathway.